Messenger RNA from Naegleria gruberi, 462 nucleotides. RefSeq lists its product as uncharacterized. NCBI's taxonomy places the organism in Eukaryota, Heterolobosea, Eutetramitea, Acrasida, Naegleriidae. The transcript is spliced from 2 exons. The record is from RefSeq and is a predicted model, not a curated record. Bases 1 to 462 code for a protein of 153 amino acids.
AUGAAUCAAAUAGAAGCAGGGUUAGAACCAAGUACCUCAUCAAAUCUUGGACCAAAAGGAAUUGAACGUUUAGAAACAGAUUUUACCGAAAUUAAACGAAUCACUGAUCCAUCACAAAUUCUUGUUCAAUCAUACAUUGAUGCUAGACAAGAAUACUGUCGUGACAUUUUGGGUGUAAAGACAGGUAAGAGACAUGCUACUGGUGUUACUUUAUAUGCUGAUAGAGCUCUCGCUAAGGGUGAUUCUCUUGGUUUCUUACGUGCUAGAUUACUUGCCAUUCGUGACCAAGACAGAAUUGAAAGAACAAUAACAAAUCUUCACUCUGGUAACACUCUCACUAAGUCUCAAAAGGCUAAACGAAGUGAAAGAUCAGGAAGACGUAGAUACGAAGGUCAAAAGCUUGAUAAUACUAUGAAAGUUUUCAUGUGGGUAAAGAAGUACAGAAACAGAAUUUUGAAAUAA